Mucor mucedo is the source of this 1999-nucleotide messenger RNA. Its product is annotated as rhomboid family-domain-containing protein. Gene Ontology annotation, biological process: proteolysis. Lineage: Eukaryota; Fungi; Mucoromycota; Mucoromycetes; Mucorales; Mucoraceae. Bases 1 to 1890 code for a protein of 629 amino acids. The record is from RefSeq and is a predicted model, not a curated record. Gene Ontology annotation, molecular function: serine-type endopeptidase activity. Gene Ontology annotation, cellular component: membrane. The transcript is spliced from 7 exons.
AUGUCAAACAAUAUGAUCAAAAAGACAUUUAGAAAAAACUUUGCUAAAGUCCCUACGUUUAUCGAAGUUUCUCCUACCGCAUUGUGUUGUUCUUCAUCAAUUGUUUCCCCGUCACCCAUAGAAGAAACCAUGGUAGCUAAACGGCAAAUACUUCAGCAAGGUAUUCCUGCUAGAUAUUCAUCAAUAAAAAAAGCAUUUCGAUACGAAACCAGUCAUUUAAAUAAAUUACAAGAAACCAUGCAUGAUCUUGAAAAAAAUGAUCAACGGCCAAAGACAGCUCCAGAUUUAAUGUUCAUGAGAGACAAAAUGGAUCAACCUAUAAAAUAUCUUAGACGGCAUAUGACUAUUAAUGGUGACACGGAUAGUUUGAAUAGGUAUAAUUCCUCUGAUUUGAUCCGUUACACAUUACACGACAAAGAUAUACCCCGACAUAAUAGUAGUUCUUCAAUUAACACGAUGGCAAAUGAAGAGUUCCACCUAAAAGAUCAGCAUGGUAUUGACCUGAAAGAUGCCUUACAUUAUGAUAUGACAUCUGACAAUGAUUAUGCUCGAGAUAACAUUGCCGUUCCUCCUAAUUAUUACCACGCGGUGAUACAGCAGCCAAAUAGACUUUUAUCAUCGUCCUACUGUGAUUCUAAUCUAAGGGAGCAAAUCAAAGAACAGACCUGCCAAUCUUUGACACAUAAUAAUUCAGCAGAGGCUCGUUUAUCUGGCAUUAUUCACAGUGGUACACAGUUCAGCAGUCCUGAAUCUACAACUUCUUAUUAUCACACAACAACAGAAGAAAAAAAUAGUGGGACAAUAUUAACUUCUUCCACUUUACCACAAUCUUUUUUAUCACACCUUUCACUCAUGAAUAAUAACAGCAAGGAAUCAGCCUUGCCCAUAAAAAAAUGGUUUCCUUACUUUACCUAUUUAACAACAAUGAUUAUGUUUACAUACUUUAUAGCUAGUAUCACAGUCAAUUUUCGACUGACUGGACAAUUCAUAGAGACAUCGCCUAUCAAUGCGAUGGUAGGUCCUUCCACAGAGACGCUGAUAUACAUUGGUGCAAGAUAUGUGCCAUGCAUCAAAGCAACCAAUACUCUAACAAGCGCCGUCGAAGCCAUUUAUAACUGUCCUACCACUGGAUUGAUUAAUACAAAUGUUACAGUCCCAUCUGUAUAUAAACAUAUUACAGCUAAUUCUUCCGCUGUAACUUUUAACAGACCAACAACAUACGGUUGUAAUUUGCAAACCUUGUGUGGUGGCACCACAUUUCGAAAUCCCGAUAAACCUGAUCAAGGUUACAGAUUUGUCAGUGCUUUAUUUAUUCAUUCCGGCCUACUUUCAUUACUUCUCAAUACAAUCAUUCACGUCAAACUCGGAACUCAAAUUGAAAAAAUCAUCAAUCCUGUCAGAUAUGGUGCCAUCUGGAUUGGGUCGGGAGCAUUUGGAUAUAUUUUCGGCGCUGUAUUUGUACCUGAAAGCAAUGUAAGUGCUGGCUGUUCUGUUGCUAUGAUGGGAGUAACGGCAUUCUUAUUCAUUGAUCUUAUCAGAAACUGGAAUCGUAUCAACAACCCAUGUAGAGUAUUGCUUGAUGUUGUUGGAUACUUUUUUAUUUGCAUUGUGCUUGGAUUUUUGCCUGGGUAUGAUAAUUUUGCUCACAUUGGCGGCUUUGUAGGAGGUUUGAUGAUUACAUUGAUGGUGUUACCCAUUGUGGCAAACGAACAUCCUUCCUCCUCCGAAUCACAAAAAGUUGCUGUGCGAUUUGAUGAGCAAAUUAUUCAGUUGUGGAUGAUGCGAAUUAUGGCUACUGCGUUUAUUACUAUUUUAAUGUGGAUUGCACUUCACUUAUUAAUGGAAGGUGGAGAACAAAAUAUCAGGGAAUCAUCCAUGAUGGACGAUUAAUUCAUAUACUGCUAUAUAUUUAGACAAUAAUCACCAAUCGACUGUAUACCCUUUACCUCAAUACAAAUAAUUCCCUUUUAAUAAAAAUCAAUCCACUUACACACAGUAA